GAUUUCUUAUUUUAUUGCAGCAGACAACAUCCACUUUAUUGUCACAGCUCAUUCGACUGAACAAGUUUCUUGAGAUAGGAUAAGACUCUGUAUCAGCUGCACAUACAAUAGACAUGCCCCCUCACUAGUGGGGAAGACGAAGGCCAACAACCCAUGGCCUCAAGGUCCUUCACACUGCCUCCUGUCCCCAUCCCUAACUCAUAUCAUAACCCUUGUAAACCUUACCGACUCCAUAACUGUUCGUAUUCAAUCUCUCCAAUAGAAAAUCUUCCCACCAAAGUACAAGAUAAACAACAAUCUCAUAUUAUCAGUGAAAACUCUCAAUCUCUUCUACAAACAGAGAUAUCCUCAAAGUCUAAACCUAAGACUCCCACAAUUCGAUCCCGUCUCUGCCAAUUAUGCCAAGAAGGACAACCUGAGGUUGCUCGCCACCUCUUUGAUACCAUUCCCCGCCCCACAACUGUGCUUUGGAACACGAUCAUUAUUGGGUUCAUCUGCAAUGGCAUGCCUAAUGAAGCCCUUCGAUUCUAUGUCCGAAUGAAGAACUGUCCCAACACACGAUCUGAUUCCUAUACUUAUUCUUCCGUGCUUAAAGCUUGUGCUGAAACUCAACAAUUAAAAUUUGGAAAAUCUGUACAUUGUCAGAUUCUUCGUUCUCAUGCAAAUCCAAGUAGAAUUGUUGGUAAUUCUCUUCUGAAUAUGUACUCUAAUUGUUUGAGCCCAUCCUUUGAAAUCCAAGAAGAUGGAAAUGGCAGUGGAGUUUUCAAAUUUUCUCAAUCUGAUGUUGUACAGACAUUGUUUGAUGGUAUGAUUAAGAGAAAUGCAGUAGCAUGGAAUACUAUAAUUGCAUGGUACGUCAAAACAGGACGAUUUGUUGAAGCUUUGAAGCAAUUUAGGAUGAUGAUACAUAUGGGAAUAAAACCAACAGUUGUUAGUUUCAUCAAUGUCUUUCCAGCAGCGGCAAGUAGUGGGGAUCAGAAGAACUCCAGUGUUCUGUAUGGUUUGCUUCUCAAAAUGGGUAGUGAGUUUGUUAGCAAUCUUUUUGCUGCAAGUUCAGCAAUUUUCAUGUAUUCAGAACUUGGAGACAUGGUUUCUGCAAGGCAGAUAUUUGAUUUGUCAACAGAGAGAAAUAUAGAAGUUUGGAACACCAUGAUUAGUGGGUAUGUGCAAAAUGAUCUCCCUGCUGAAGGUAUUAAUCUAUUCCUUAAAGUCUUAGACUUGUAUCAGAUUAUUCCUGAUAAUGUAACUUUCCUCACUGCUUUGACAGCCGUGUCACAGUUGCAGCAACUGCACUUUGGGCUACAGCUUCAUGCUUAUGUGAUUAAGAAUUUAAUGGCAUCAAAUGUUGUUAUUUCAAAUGCUCUAAUUGCUAUGUAUUCGAGGUGUGAUUUUGUUGAGGCUGCAUUCACGGUUUUCGAUAAAAUGCCGGAAAGGGAUCUUGUCUCUUGGAAUACCAUGGUUUCUGCUUUUGUACAGAAUGGAUUGGACGACGAAGGAUUGAUGCUUGUGUAUGAGAUGCUGAAGCAAGGAUUCAUGAUUGAUUCCAUAACAGCCACAGCUCUACUUUCGGCUGCAUCAAAUCUCAGAAAUCAGGAAAUUGGAAAAGAGACCCAUGCUUAUCUCUUCAGGCAUUGGAUUCAAUUUGAGGGAAUGGACAGUUAUCUUAUAGAUAUGUAUACGAAGGCUGGUUUGAUUGAUGCCGCAGAAAAGCUUUUUGAGAAGAAUUGUGUUCAUGAUAGAGAUCAAGUCACUUGGAAUGCCAUGAUCUCUGGGUACAGUCAGAAUGGGCAGAUUGAACAGGCUUUAAUUGUGUUCCGGCAGAUGCUCCAACAACAGCAGUUGCCUAAUGCGGUUACACUCGCAUCUAUCCUUCCAGCCUGCAGUCCAGUUGGAGGAGUUGGUGUUGGGAAGCAGCUCCAUGGGUUUGCGUUUCGCCACACCCUGGAUCAAAAUGUCUUUGUUGGUACAGCACUAAUAGACAUGUACUCAAAGUGUGGUGCAAUCAGUUAUGCUGAAAGAGUUUUCACUAGACUACCUGAGAUAAAUUCUGUCACAUACACCACUAUGAUCUCAGGCUAUGGCCAGCAUGGACUGGGUGAGAAAGCUCUGUCUUUGUUUCAGUCGAUGCCACUCUCUGGCAUGAAACCUGAUGCCGUCACUUUGGUUGCUGUCUUGUCAGCUUGCAGUUAUUCUGGAUUGGUUGAUGAAGGCCUCCAAAUAUUUGAAUCAAUGGAAGAUGAAUAUAUGAUUGCACGCAAACCUGAGCACUAUUGCUGUGUUGUGGACAUGUUAGGAAGGGCCGGGAUGGUCAUGGAAGCCUAUGAACUAGUUAAUGAACUGGGUGAUGAGGGUAAUGUAGUGGGACUUUGGGGUUCACUUCUUGGUGCUUGUAGGAUACACAAAAAGUUUGAAUUGGGGAAAGUGGUUUCUGAGAGGUUGCUUGAGAUGGAGAAAGGAAAUGGCAUGGCUGGCUACCAUGUUUUAUUGUCAAAUAUUUAUGCUGAAGAGAGAAAGUGGGACAAUGUUGAAAUGGUGAGGAAAGAAAUGAGAGAGAAGGGUUUGAGGAAGGAGGCAGGUUGUAGUUGGAUUGAGAUUAGUGGUGUUGUAAAUUGCUUUACGUCUAGGGAUCAAAAGCAUCCUCAGUGUGAUGUAAUUUAUGCAAAGUUGGAAGAAUUGGCUAUGGAGAUAAAAGUGGCUGGUUAUAAGCCUUGUCUCAGUAGUGAAUAUGAAGAAUGAACCAAGGCAUAGAGCAGUGUUUGACAGCCAUGGCAUGAUGCGUUCUCUGUUUCAUGUGUUUCAGUGUUUGCACUGUAGCUUAUUUUCUGUUCCAACACUUCAAAUGGAGAGAGGAUAUUCUAAAUAUCUCUGUAGCCCCCAUUGUUUCCAUU
This is a messenger RNA of Telopea speciosissima, 2888 nucleotides long. Its product is annotated as pentatricopeptide repeat-containing protein At3g22150, chloroplastic. NCBI's taxonomy places the organism in Eukaryota, Viridiplantae, Streptophyta, Magnoliopsida, Proteales, Proteaceae. The transcript has a single exon. Gene Ontology annotation, biological process: RNA modification. The record is from RefSeq and is a predicted model, not a curated record. Bases 154 to 2736 code for a protein of 860 amino acids. Gene Ontology annotation, molecular function: RNA binding; protein binding.